GUGAUGCCUCACUCAAAAGCCGACCAAACCACACUCUUGGCUCUUGGCUCUUGUCCUCGAACACAAUCUAGCCAGCCAUGGGUAGCCACCGUGUCCAUCCCCUCCUCUUCCUCAUCCUCUCCAUUCUAGCCACCUCCACCCUCUCGUGCAUCAGCGCUGAUUCCUCGCCGUCGCCGGUCUACGACACCGACGGGCACGAGCUGCGCGCCGAUGCCAACUACUACGUCCUUCCGGCCAACCGCGCUCACGGCGGAGGGCUCACGAUGGCGCCAGGCCACGGCCGCCGCUGCCCGCUCUUCGUGGCGCAGGAGCCCAGCGGGCACGGCGACGGGUUCCCCGUGCGUAUCACUCCGCACGGUGGCGCGCCGUCCGACCAGAUCAUCCGCCUCUCGACCGACGUCCGCAUCCACUUCCGCGCCUACACGACGUGCGUGCAGUCCACCGAGUGGCACAUCGACAGCGAGCUGCUGUUCGGCCGCCGGCACGUGAUCACCGGCCCGGUCACGGAGCCGAGCCCAACCGGCAGGGAGAACGCGUUCCGCAUCAAGAAGUAUAUUGGCAGCUCGGAGGCGCGCGAGUACAAGCUGAUGUCCUGCGGAGGCGACGGGAACUCGUGCCAGGAUUUGGGGGUGUUCAGGGACGGCAAGGGCGGCGCGUGGUUCUUGGGCGCCACCGAACCCUACCAUGUCGUCGUCUUCAAGAAGGCGCCGUCCACCGUUUAAGUUUCUCCUUUCCUUUUGCGUGUUCGUGCUCAGCGUGCAUGAUGAAUAAUAAGGUGGGUCUAGAAGUGUGGUUUUGUUCCGUUCUUAGUUGUCUUCGUGCGACAUGAGCACUGAGAAAGGGUUCCUUCUGGCCACUCGGCAACUGCCUAAGCCCAAUGCAAAUGAACUUCGUAUUUUGUCGCACUACCAAAGUGUCAACCAGGCUUA
Molecule: messenger RNA, 929 nt
Organism: Lolium perenne
Lineage: Eukaryota; Viridiplantae; Streptophyta; Magnoliopsida; Poales; Poaceae
Product: endogenous alpha-amylase/subtilisin inhibitor
Molecular function (GO): endopeptidase inhibitor activity
Source: RefSeq, a predicted model, not a curated record